AUGUGGUUACCAAAAGCAAAUGCUACAAAGAAAGAAACAGGAAGUGGUUCUGUAGCAGUUGCAAUAGACAAAGACAAAGGAAGCCAACAUGCUCUUAAAUGGACAAUCGAUAAUCUUGCUUCUCGUGGCCAAACCAUUUCUCUUAUUCAUGUUGUCUCCAAAUCCUAUUCUUCUUCAGAUACUGAAGAACAUACACCAAACCAGAAGCAGCAAUCAGAGAAGUCAGCGAAAGAUCUCUUCGUAUCAUUCCAUUGUUAUUGUUCACGUAAAGAGAUAAAUUGUAGAGACAUAUUACUCGAAGACGUAGACAAAGUCAGAGCCAUUGUUGAAUAUGUUUCAACUUCUGCAAUUGAGAAUUUAGUCGUUGGAGCUGCAUCACGUAAUGGCUUCAUGAGAAGAUUCAAGACGGAUUUGCCAACAACUUUGUCAAAAUCAGCUCCAGAUUUCUGCAAUGUUUAUGUCAUUUCCAAAGGCAAGAUUGCUUCAGUACGAAAUGCAUCUCGUCCUGCUCCUUACCAUAGUUCAAUGCAGGAUUCUGAAUUUGACAAUAAUCAAAAUCCAACCACUCCGGAGAAAGUAGCAAAACAUGAUCAUACCAACUCUGCAGGUAAUACACCGUCUAGACCGCGUAAAUCGGUUGAACAUGAUGCUACAAGAUCGCCGUUAAUGAGAAGACAGAUGAAGCCAUAUGGAGAUUUAUAUGAUUCAGACAGUGACCUAUCAUUCAUAAGUCCUUCUUCUCAUAGAGACUCUGACAUUUCAUUCAUAAGCUCAGGGAGACCGAGCGUUGAUCGGUCUUCUUUCACCAUUGAUUUUCCUGAAUCCGGAAGGAGUUCAAGGAUCUCAACUAGCUCAGAGCAAAGCAUUGGUUCACAUCGUUUGGGAAUUAAGUUCAGUGAUCCUGGUUUCCCUAACGAAUCAUCCACAUUCUCUGAAGAAAGCGGUAGAACAUCUUCGUAUUCAUCUCAAAGCCUGGAUGAUGUUGAAGCUGAAAUGAAGAGGCUGCGUCUAGAGCUUAAACAAACCAUGGAUAUGUAUAGUACAGCUUGCAAAGAAGCUUUAAGUGCUAGACAACAGGCAACAGAGUUGCAAAAGCUGAGAACAGAAGAGGAAAGAAGGUUGGAAGAAGCAAAGAGUUCAGAGGAAGCAGCAAUGUCAAUAGUUGAAAAGGAGAGAGCUAAAGCCAAAGCAGCCAUGGAAGCUGCAGAAGCUGCAAAGAGAUUAGCAGAAGUGGAAGCUAAGAGAAGAUUAACAGCAGAGAUGAAAGCAUUAAAGGAAUCAGAUUCAUUCUCUCGCGGAUUUGUUCGGUAUAGGAAAUACACGGUUGAAGAAAUCGAAGAAGCUACUUCGAAUUUCUCAGAGUCUCAAAAAGUAGGAGAAGGAGGAUAUGGUCCUGUCUUUAGAGGCUUUCUUGAUCACACAAGUGUUGCUGUUAAAGUUCUACGACCCGAUGCAGCUCAAGGAAGAUCACAGUUUCAAAAAGAGGUUGAAGUGUUAAGCUGCAUAAGACAUCCAAACAUGGUGCUUCUUCUUGGAGCUUGUCCUGAAUUUGGGAUUCUUGUAUACGAAUACAUGGCUAAAGGAAGCUUAGAAGACCGUCUUUUCAGGCGAGGAAACACACCGCCGAUUACUUGGCAGCUACGUUUCAGAAUCGCGGCUGAAAUCGCUACAGGACUUCUCUUCCUCCACCAGUCAAAACCUGAACCAAUUGUCCACAGAGACCUUAAACCUGGAAACGUUCUCCUCGAUCACAACUACGUAAGCAAGAUCAGCGAUGUCGGGUUAGCGAGAUUAGUCCCUGCAGUAGCAGAGAAUGUAACACAGUAUAGAGUCACUUCAGCUGCAGGAACGUUCUGUUACAUUGAUCCUGAGUACCAACAAACAGGAAUGUUAGGUGUGAAAUCCGAUGUUUAUUCGCUCGGGAUCAUGCUUUUGCAGAUCUUGACCGCGAAACAACCGAUGGGUUUGGCUUAUUAUGUUGAACAAGCCCUUGAAGAAGGGACUCUUAAAGAUAUGCUUGAUCCAGCAGUACCUGAUUGGCCAAUGGAAGAAGCUACCGCUUUAGCGAAGCUUUCGCUACAAUGCGCGGAGUUAAGAAGAAAAGAUCGACCGGAUCUUGAUAAAGAGAUAUUACCUGAACUUAAUAGGUUAAGAGAGAUUGGUGAAGAGAGUUUAGAGAGUGUGUUUUAUGCAGGAAAGUCUCCAAACACUAGCCAAGUCUACAUUUUAUCAACUAGUGAUCCUUUUAUAUCGAGUUCGAAAUCUCCAUCUGCAGAAUCUCAGUCCUAG
Messenger RNA from Arabis nemorensis, 2289 nucleotides. NCBI's taxonomy places the organism in Eukaryota, Viridiplantae, Streptophyta, Magnoliopsida, Brassicales, Brassicaceae. The record is from the annotation of a GenBank genome assembly.